UGACAAUUUCAUUUCUUAGCUCAAAUAUUAUUAUAAGGUGAGAACCGGAUUUAAGGGAAGAAGCAGAAGGGUUUUAGGUCAAGCAGAGAGAAAACUAAACUGAAAAUGGAAGACGGUGAGAUAGAAGAGGGUUCUUCAAUCGCCGUCGAAGAUGAACACCAACAAGCGUUUGCGCAUUCCUCCGAAGACCCCAUCUCGGAGGAAUCACCCUACGAAAUUCUCCACAACAGCAAAUCUUCCAUUGAAACCAUCAUCUCCGAUAUCCUCUCCAUCAAAAAAGAUGCUAAACCCAAACAACUCCUUCGAGAUCUCGUCACUCAAAUGUUCCUUCACUUCAUUACUCUCCGCCAGGCGAAUCGCUCUAUAUUGAUUGAGGAAGACCGUGUCAAAAUGGAAACCGAACGUGCGAAGGCACCGGUAGAUUUCACGACCCUGCAACUUCACAAUUUGGUGUACGAAAAGAGUCACUAUCUUAAAGCGAUUAAGGCUUGUAAAGACUUCAAGUCUAAAUAUCCUGACAUUGAACUCGUACCCGAGGAAGAAUUUUUACGCGACGCUCCCAAGGAUAUCAAGGAUUCCGUUUUGUCAAAAGACAGUGCUCAUAAUCUGAUGCUCAAGAGACUCAACUUUGAGCUAUACCAGCGUAAAGAGCUCUGCAAACAUCAUGCGAAACUGGAACAACAAAAGAAAAUCCUUUUGGAUACUAUUGCAAACCGAAAGAAGUUCCUGACAAGUCUCCCUUCACAUCUCAAGUCUCUUAAGAAAGCAUCAUUGCCUGUUCAAAAUCAACUAGGAAUUAUGCAUACUAAGAAACUAAAGCAGCAUCAUUCAGCAGAGUUGCUUCCACCAGCUCUUUAUGUGAUUUACUCACAGCUAUUAGCUCACAAGGAGGCCUUUGUAGAACCCAUUGAUUUGGAGAUUGUAGGAAGCCUGAAAGAUGCUCAAGCUUUUGCUCGUAAGCAAGCUCACAAGGAAACCGGCAUUUCCACUGUCACAGAGAGUUCUAAAUUGGAAGAUGAUGUUCCUGAUGAUGAAGAAGAUGGUCAGAGACGUAGAAAAAGGCCAAGGAGGGUACAAGUCAAGGAGAGCUCUGAUCAAGGGGGCAUAUUUCAAAGUCACCCACUUAAAAUCAUUAUCCAUGUGUAUGAAGAUGAUACUUCUGAUCCUAAGCCUGCAAAACUAAUUACUCUAAGCUUUGAGUACAUGGUUAAAUUGAAUAUUGUAUGUGUUGGAAUAGAAGGAUCUAAUGAUGGUCCUGACAGUGACAUCUUAUGCAAUUUAUUUCCUAAUGAUACAGGGCUUGAGCUUCCUCACCAGUCAGCUAAGCUCUUUGUUCAAGAUGCUAUAACGUUCAAUGCUCAAAGAACUUCACGUCCUUACAAAUGGGCUCAGCAUCUGGCAGGGAUUGAUUUCUUACCUGAGGUGUCUCCAUUGCUCCCCACUGAGAACAGUGAAGCAGCAAAGAGCGAAGAUGUUAUAUCUGGUCUCUCAUUAUAUCGCCAACAGAACCGAGUACAGACAGUUCUGCAGAAAAUCCGCUCAAGGAGAAAAGCUCAAUUGGCUCUUCUGGAACAGCUAGAAUCUCUUACCAAGCUUGAGUGGCCUCUUUUGUCCUGCAAAAGUGUUCCAUGGGCUUUGCACACCCCUUUGUGCAAAUUGGAUGGCUGGUCACCUAUAAAAGCCCCUGUACCUAGUGAAACUUCACCUCUGGCUACCAUAGAUAAAGAGGAGCAUGUUCAAGAAUCAAUGGAUGUUGAUGUAAUUGAAAAUUCUGGGGCCACAAAAGAAGAACUCGAUGGUAUGACGGAAGAUGGAGAGCUUCCAACUUUACUUCCAAAGAUGACUAAGUUUGACCACUCCAAACAAGCUAGCUUAAUUUCAAAAAGUAUCAUUCCUUCACUUAGUAAAGCUAGGUCAAAGAGUUUCAAAAAAGUUGAUGAUAGUUCAGAUUUCUUGCUGGAUACUGAUAGUGAUUUUGAUGAGCCUGCACAAAUUGGAAGUGAACACGAAGAUACUGUAUCUGAUUACUGUGCCAGAAAGUCUCUUUCAUGGAUAGAUUCUAGUGUGAAGGAAUUCCUCCUUGUUCUUAGCAGAAAAACUAAUGCAGAGGAUAGAAAUGUGAAUUUAGAAGCCAAGAUCAAGAUCAGUAUGGAAUAUCCUCUAAGGCCUCCACUUUUUGCAUUGAGUCUUUGCCGUAUACCUGUUGGGGAGAAUCAUUUUAAGAAUGAUGGAUUGGAGUGGUACAAUGAACUUCGCGCAAUGGAAGCGGAGGUCAACUUACAUAUGGUAAAGACACUACCUGUCAUUGAACACAAUCAUGUAUUGGCUCAUCAAGUGAGUUGUCUUGCCAUGUUGUUUGAUUAUUAUUUAGACGAGUCCUCAUCAUCCGAAAGGAAAAACUGCACUACCUUGGUUGAUGUUGGCUUAUGCAAGCCUGUUAGUGGUGGGUUCCUGGGCAGAUCUUUUAGAGGAAGGGAUCACCGGAAGAUGAUCUCCUGGAAAGACAUGACAUUUACUUCAAGCUGACCCCAGUAGCGGUAAGUUUCCAGCUAGAUCUUUCAGAGGGAAAAACUGCAAUGAUGAUCUUCUUUGAGGACAUUGAGUUCAUGUGAAAUUGACCGGGUAGUUAUGUUCAGCUCUGGACAGCACACGUGGAGUAUACACAGUGGUGCCUAUAUCGACUGUUGUAAGAAUAAGGCAAAUUUUCAUCCCUUGUGUGCGUUAGCUAGCCUACCAUCAUUCCUUGACUUUACAGUUGGAAAUCUGGUUGAGACACUGAUAGAUUGUGAAGGUGUCAUUUCAGCCAUUGAUUAUAGCAAUUCAAUAUUUGACAAGUGCAGCUGCACGGAUUCAAGUAUACCCCUACUUUGAUGAGAAACGCCUGAAUAGUGGCUGUAGUGAUUUUUCAAGUUCAUUGUAAGUUGUAAUUUAUUGAUUGUACUGUAGGAUAUCUUUAUUCUUUUUCGUAUUGGUAUUUCCUUGUACAAUUUUUCUUCACAGUAUUCCGUGAGUAUGGUCUAAUAACCCGUGAAAGUUUAGCCACAUGACCACAUCAUUGAAUGAAGUUGUACAACUAUGCUUGGAUGUAAUGUUUAUCGUAUGUUCAAUUU
Messenger RNA from Lathyrus oleraceus (garden pea), 3110 nucleotides. RefSeq names its product THO complex subunit 5B. Bases 106 to 2526 code for a protein of 806 amino acids. NCBI's taxonomy places the organism in Eukaryota, Viridiplantae, Streptophyta, Magnoliopsida, Fabales, Fabaceae. Gene Ontology annotation, cellular component: THO complex part of transcription export complex. Gene Ontology annotation, molecular function: mRNA binding. The transcript is spliced from 8 exons. Gene Ontology annotation, biological process: mRNA export from nucleus. The record is from RefSeq and is a predicted model, not a curated record.